Molecule: messenger RNA, 1828 nt
Organism: Ruditapes philippinarum (Manila clam)
Lineage: Eukaryota; Metazoa; Mollusca; Bivalvia; Venerida; Veneridae
Product: very low-density lipoprotein receptor-like
Exons: 9
Coding region: 662-1828 (388 amino acids)
Molecular function (GO): protein binding
Source: RefSeq, a predicted model, not a curated record
CACGCACGCGCGCUUAUUACAAGACGCGCACGUGAAUUAUUCGACAAAAAUCUACAUAAUUCUAAAUUUUCAAGUAUUGGAACUUACUCGCUGAUGUGAAAUGAAGAAAGUUUUUAAAGAUUAAACAUUAGUGUUCUUGCUUGCGUGAAUACAUGGAAUAUACUUUGCCGUAUUAAUCUUUACCGUAAUAAUCUGCAAUUGUGAUAAAUGAAAGCUUUUAAGAUGAAAAUAUUACAAGAAAGAUAAAUAAUAGUAACAGUGGAUAUUGAGUAAUGUAUAAGCAUGGUAAAUAACAAUACUGAAAACGGUUAAAACACAAUAACUCUGUUUGAUUUUUUGCAAAUAAUGAUAGAUCAUACACGAGAUUUAAUGUUUUGUAAUUAAUUUUCUUAAUUAUAUCAAAUCUAAGAUGACCAAAAAUAAAUAUGCGUUUUGAAUUUUUGGAAAUAAAGGUCCUGACUUUGUAUCUCAACUUUUAACAUUAACUAAUAAAUACGGUGCUGUGUUCAAAUUGGAUUAAACCGGAUAAAAACCGCACAAUGGUAUUACAUAAUUAUAUUUGUUUAGUGAAGACAAAUUGUUUGGCACUCAACUCAGACACUUAGAUAUUUUUUCUGGAAUGUAGAUUAAAACAAUAGAGGGUGUAUCAGAGAGAAGUAAAAUGUUGAAGACAUUGUUUCCUUUGUUGCUGCUAAUUGAAGGUAUAACCUGCAAGUGGUUCUGCGGAGAUAACGAACUACGAUGUAUAGAUGGUACAUGUGUACCUAACAGUAAACGAAUGGAUGGAAGGAAAGACUGUCCCCAGGGCAGGUAUGAUGAAGAAACAGACCAUAGACUCUGGUGUAAAACUACUCAUGGAAACUGUGCAAAUGGGAAAUGUAUACACAAGAAGAAAUUUGAUGACGGCAUUAAUGACUGCGGGGAUAACUCAGACGAAGUGCGCUUCCCAUGUACACCGCCACUAUAUUCAUGCAAAAGCACCCCAGUUAUUUGCAUCAACAUGUCAAAUUUAAAUGAUGGCGUCACAGAUUGUCCUGAUGCUUCCGAUGAAGUCAAACGCCUAUUGGGCAGUUGUGGUUUAAACAAUGAGUGCGAAGGGAAUUGCACGUGUGGAAGAUAUAUUCCGCAAUCUGUUUGUUUGAAUGACACGUGCAUGUGUGACACUGGAUACCGAAUAGCGGGGAACAAGAAACUUUGCAUAUCACGAAAAUUAAAGGACUCGUGUUCUAAUGAUACUGACUGUUCUGUUGUUAUGAACAACACAAUAUGUGCUGAACAUUUUUGUAAAUGUGAUGUUGGUUAUAUAGCAUAUGGUAAAGACACCUGUAGAAAAGUUGUCAUUGGAGACGAAUGUGUUGACGACCAAGACUGUUUGCUGUUUAACAAUCAUAGUAAAUGUAAAGCAGGGAUAUGUGAUUGUGCUUCUGGAUAUUACAACGAUAACUCAACAUGCCUCCCUCAUCACAUCGGAGACAUAUGUAAUGUAACUGAGGAUUGUUCAAGUGUCAUUGACGACAGUGUGUGUGACAACGCAACAUGUUUUUGUGAUAUUGGUCAUUAUGCUACUGUUAGCAAGGAUAUAUGUAUUAGAAGAAAACUAGAGGAUACGUGUAAGGUAGAUGGAGACUGUGUAUCAGUCAUUAACAACACAAUGUGCAAAGAAGGAUAUUGCUCGUGUGUAGGAAAUAGAAAACCGGUACAAAAUCGUACUGUGUGUGUCCAAAAUGAAAUAGGUGACGAAUGCAACAUGGACAGCAGUUGUGAGCUGAUUGAAAACAGUUUCUGUUUCAGAAAUGAAUGUACGUGCAACUAUGGUUACCCGAUAUGA